GAACGUCCACCACUAAUAAUAAACAAUAUCAAGGAAUAACAUUGUUACGACAUCAAAAAAAAUCUAUUUGUCAAUUCCAAAAUCCAAAUUAUAAUUUUUACUUUUCUAAUUCUAUUUACUUCCGUGUUAAUCUAAAUUAAGUUCAGAAUAAUUUUGAAUACAUUUUUUCUACUUCAAGAGGAUUAAGGGCUUCGCUAUCGAUCUGGCGCUAAUUACUGCGUACGCCAUGUUAUCUCUAUAGUCGGGAAAACCUGCGAUGUUUCGUAAACAAAGAAUUGGAGACACAUAAAUUGUAUUGCACAAGAAUACCUUGGUGCCGUGUAAUGUGAAUUUCAUCGCAGUUACAGUGAGUAUUGACGUUACAAUGUCGGAUUCGGAUUCAUUUUCAUCGCUCAUGGCGCUGGUGGAGAGUCACCUAUCCAAGACCAGCAUCACAGAGACCAAGGUGAACGACAUCGACGAAAGGAUACACCGCGCGGUGCAGAUACCCUCCAUGAACGGAAUGCAGAGUGGCGCAUCUGGCACGCCCAUCGCUCGACCGAACCAGAGACUGCCGUUGCCAGACUUCGGCAUAUCCAGCAGUGAAAUCAACGAUGUCCUUGCGGGACAGAUCUCCAACAUGCUCAUAGCCAAAGAGAAGAAGAAACAAGAAGAAAAGUACAAGCUAGAGGAGGAGAUGAAGAAGUUAAAACUAAACGAGGAUGAAGAUGAAUUGAUUGACUUGAUGGCGGCUCUGCAGACGCCGUUCGAGAAACCGCCGCCCGUGGAGCCGAGCUUGAGCAGCAGCAGCUCUCUCAUGUCUCUACUGGAGGAAAACACCAAAGACUUUGAGUGUUCAUCACAAACAUCCAAGAAACCAUCAUUAGAGGAGACACUACCAGAAGUAUUGCCAUGCAAGACUGACAUGUCUUACAUAUUAUUUGAAAAUAUACCACAAGCUAAAGGCUCAGCAUUUGCACUGGUGUUGACGUCCAGAUAUAGGCGAGUUGCAGAACCAUAUCUGAGGGAGAAGGUCCCACACAAUAUCAAAAGGUUUGAUUUCAAAACCAAGUCACCAUGCGAUCUCUAUAAAGAGAAAUUGAGGAAGCCCACAAAAGGCAACCCCAACUAUGUGGACAUUAUGGAUCUUGUUAUGGGAUGACAGGGAACUAAGAGUCGCACUUCUAAGGGCGGUGGGGGCUCUCGUCACUAGGACAAGUUCCAAACUGGAACUAAAUUAUAUUAAAAAGACUGUAUGAUUUUCAGCAUAUUUUUUAUAAUUAGUUUGAUAAUUGAACUAUGCAACAAACAAAGACAUUUUCCUUAUUAUGUUUUGUAAUAGUUUGUUAAAUUAUGUAGAAUUUAUAAUUUACAAAAAACUGUCCUAACUAAUAAACAUUAUAUACAGUAUAUUGUCUAGAAUAAUCUUGCAGUGUUUAGUCUUAAUGUGAUUAGUAUCAUUUAGCAUCAGAAAUUAAUCAAACUAUUGUUUAACUCAGAGAGACAGGUUUAGCAUUAAUUAGUAAGGGCCUAAUUGUAAUAUUUAUGUACUUUAUAAAGACUUUCUUUCCCAUUUAAAAUUAGGGUGACGGUGAUUUGUGAUGUGAUUUAUCAACUAAUAUUGUACUUGCUAUACACAGCUUUUUGACAUUAAUAUUUAUAUUAUUAUAGGAGUUUGGCUCAAUAAAUAAUUAUCAUUUUCUUUAAGAGAAUUCUUGUAAAAUCAUAGUAUAGGAUCAUAAAACUUAAGCUACAUAUAGUAAAGAAAAUAUGAUAAAUACAGCUCAGAAUAAAAGUCAAUGUUAAUAAUUA
This is a messenger RNA of Manduca sexta (tobacco hornworm), 1791 nucleotides long. RefSeq lists its product as uncharacterized. Lineage: Eukaryota; Metazoa; Arthropoda; Insecta; Lepidoptera; Sphingidae. The transcript has a single exon. The coding region runs from base 365 to 1141 and encodes 258 amino acids. The record is from RefSeq and is a predicted model, not a curated record.